This is a messenger RNA of Daldinia decipiens, 1996 nucleotides long. RefSeq lists its product as uncharacterized. The transcript has 5 exons. The record is from RefSeq and is a predicted model, not a curated record. The coding region runs from base 299 to 1954 and encodes 551 amino acids. Gene Ontology annotation, molecular function: protein binding. Gene Ontology annotation, cellular component: nucleus. Lineage: Eukaryota; Fungi; Ascomycota; Sordariomycetes; Xylariales; Hypoxylaceae.
GUGUCCCCCAAUUUUUUCAAACUUAUUACAUCAAUGAUUUGAUGGCCGUGAUAGAACCACCUUUUUUGGCAUAUUAUUCUGGAAAUUAUUGGCGGUUUGGUUAGCCAAGCAUCAAAAACUUUAUGUCCUCAAGUGCCAACGAGACACGGUGGAGUAAACCUACAGGCAACUUAGAUUUUAAGAGAUGCCCUACCGUGUCUCGCUGGCACGAUGAGAGUUGAAAAAGCCUCCUAGGCCUCUCUGUUCUGUUCGGUCUUAACUUCUUCUAUCUUGUGGUAAAAGAAACUGUACGGAAACAAUGUCGCCAAAUAGCAAAGUAGAGGUCAAAAAAUCGUCCAUCAACGGAGCCGGGCGCGGCCUCUUCGCCUGCCAAGACUUUGGGCCGGGUGACCUAGUUGUGUUUCUUGACCAGCCGCUCCUCGCUGAGCUUGAUACGGAUCGCAUGGAAGAUACUUGCGGCUGGUGCUUCCAGCGCGGCGCGACUGAUCCUAUGGAGCGCAUGCAGGCAGCAUCCAUGGGGCUUCCGAAUGGGCUCAUUGAGAUCAAGAAAUGUACCCGCUGCCGCCGAGUAGGAUACUGUUCCAAGAAAUGCCAGAGUAAGGCUUGGAGACGCGAGCAUAAAUACGAAUGUCAUAUCCUAGCUCCAAGUACCCGUCCCGCUUUGCCUAUGGGUGUACGUGCUGUGAUCAAGCUCCUUGGUCGCCUCAGAGGUAGCACCGGCGAUGAGAGGGAACAGAUAUUAGAUAUCUUGAAUUUCUGGCCAGUCGCUGGUGAUAGCAACCAUCUUGAAGACAUUCGUCGGCUAGAUAGAGAGAAGUUCGAUGACUUCAAUAUGUUUGCUAACGCAGCUUGGACAUAUGCGGGAAAACCUUCCAUUGACGGUCACGAUGCUGAAGCUGUUGCUAGAGACCUUAUUUUUAACGUUAUGUAUAACAGUUUCCAGAUAGGCUCUCCGCUCGACGCCGGACACUAUGGCCGCGGGUUUGACCUCUUGAUUUGCAGUGCGAACCAUUCCUGCGACCCGAACGUGGUCCGCGUUUGCAACCAGCCAAGCACGAUACUACGUGCGUUGAAACCUAUUAAGAAAGAUGAGGAGAUAUUCAUGGCAUAUACCGAGACGACGAACCCAUUUUGGGUGCGGCAAGCGCAUGUUAAAAAGGCUUAUUACUUCACUUGCCAAUGUGCCAAGUGCAUAAGGUGUCCUGUUUCCCCCGAGGAUACGUUCGCGAAACCGCCGCAGAAAUUGUCCAAGGAGUACUGUAAGGUAGCAGAUGGUCUAGUGAAGCGUCACAGGGCAGACCUGGGGAAAUUCUUAGCUGGAACCGAUGAAUCCAGGGCGCAACUUAGACUCGCUGCUAUGCAAGCAUCGGUUUUCGAUGUUUCUGAGAGCGGCUACUCCUUGGAAAAUGAUCUUAAGGAGGCCCUUCAUCUGUGCAUCGACUCAGGAAUGUGGACUUGGGCUCGGCAGCCUGUGCCCGAGCUUUGUCGUCGACUGUUUAGCGUAUACAUGGAAUCCAGCAGUCUUUACAAGGCGCUCAAGCUAGGGCUCAAGCUCCUCGUCGAGAUAAUGCCGAAUAUUUCCCCCCAACCCUUCUGCCCAGAACGGUUAAUUCUCACAGAGACCUUAGCAUUGAUGUCCAGCAUGAUCGCGGGCCCGACGCACCCACAGGCGGAAAGAGAACUUGCUGAGUAUGGCCUAGAACCACGCGUUAUCUUCUGGGGCUUGAUGCUUGAGCUGCGCAAGCAUAUUCCUCAGAUGUACGGCUGGGAUUCGCCGUUUGGCAAGUUCGUAAAUAAUUACUGCGAACAAGCCAAAGCUCACGAGAUCUUCAGCCAAGUCGAAGUUAAGAAGGAAGUCGUAGAGGCCUGGCCGAAACUGCAGGAAUUCUUAAAGAACAUAGAUAUCUUGAAGCUUUGCGACGAGAGAGAAGACGGAGAUUGUACUCUGAUGUAAGGUAAUGGGUUCUAUCAACAUAAAAUUAGAUAUGUGACUUUU